Messenger RNA from Bipolaris zeicola 26-R-13, 168 nucleotides. RefSeq lists its product as uncharacterized. The transcript has a single exon. The record is from RefSeq and is a predicted model, not a curated record. NCBI's taxonomy places the organism in Eukaryota, Fungi, Ascomycota, Dothideomycetes, Pleosporales, Pleosporaceae. The coding region runs from base 1 to 168 and encodes 55 amino acids.
AUGAGGUGCAACACCUUGUUGCAGAACUUGUCAUCCUUACACUAUCAUCGGUCGUUCUUGGCUCACCGGGUGUCUCGUUGCAUAGGGACGAAUGUUACACUACGUCGUGAGACAGGCUCACGCUCCAGACAUCCGGACAUGCUUCCUAUCAAACUUGAAGAGGUCUAA